Molecule: messenger RNA, 441 nt
Organism: Porites lobata
Lineage: Eukaryota; Metazoa; Cnidaria; Anthozoa; Scleractinia; Poritidae
Source: the annotation of a GenBank genome assembly
AUGGAGGCUAAGCUUAGCGCAAAGCUACAGUUGCUUGAACUAACCAGAGGAAAAACUAAGGAUGUUGCUGUUGGCGAUAACUUGGAAAAGAUUCGUCGACACAAAGAAGCCUUGCAGACUAUAGUAGCUGGUGUUGAGGAGUUAAAGAGGGAUAUAGAGCAAGAAAAACUGGAAAAGGGAGAAACUGUGGACGAAGUAAAAGAGUGGGGAGAGGAAACCGAAGGUAAGAUUGACAUUGUGGACAAUGACAUCAAAUUCCUAGAGGCUCGUCUCAAAGAAAUAGUCACUCGUUCUGACAACGAAGAACGGGAAACCAAGGAAUACCAUAAAGCUCGAGAACGUGAGGAGCAGCUAAAUUUUGAGCGGCAUCAGCUAGAACAAAAGGCAGAGUUCUCUAAGGCCCAAACUCAACGACAGAUUUGCCUCAUAAACAUAGCGUGA